Nymphaea colorata (pocket water lily) is the source of this 1142-nucleotide messenger RNA. RefSeq names its product 40S ribosomal protein S6. Gene Ontology annotation, molecular function: structural constituent of ribosome. NCBI's taxonomy places the organism in Eukaryota, Viridiplantae, Streptophyta, Magnoliopsida, Nymphaeales, Nymphaeaceae. The coding region runs from base 133 to 882 and encodes 249 amino acids. Gene Ontology annotation, biological process: translation. The record is from RefSeq and is a predicted model, not a curated record. Gene Ontology annotation, cellular component: ribosome. The transcript is spliced from 6 exons.
CCAAAACCCUACCUUCGCCUCCCUCCCUCGAUGUGUUUCUCGCCUUCUCUCUUCCCUCUUCCCUCUCAUUUUCGUCAGGGGCGAUUGCGAGCCUUGUUUGGCCAUUGAUCUGAGUCGAGAAAGCGACGCAAGAUGAAGUUCAACAUCGCUAACCCGACGACGGGUUGCCAGAAGAAGCUGGAAAUCGAUGACGAUCAGAAACUCCGAGCAUUCUUUGACAAGAGGAUCUCCCAAGAAGUUAGUGGAGAUGCGUUGGGUGAGGAGUUCAAGGGAUAUGUGUUCAAGAUCAUGGGAGGAUGUGAUAAACAGGGAUUUCCCAUGAAGCAGGGCGUACUAACUCCAGGGCGUGUGCGCCUAUUGCUGCAUAGGGGAACCCCUUGCUUUCGUGGAUAUGGAAGGCGUGAUGGUGAGCGCAGGAGAAAAUCCGUUCGUGGUUGCAUUGUCAGUCCUGAUCUGUCGGUUUUGAACUUGGUCAUUGUGAAGAAGGGUGAGAAUGAUCUUCCUGGACUUACUGACACAGAGAAGCCAAGAAUGAGGGGUCCUAAGAGAGCAUCCAAGAUUAGAAAGCUCUUCAACCUUUCCAAGGAAGACGAUGUUCGCAAGUAUGUCAACACAUACAGGAGAACAUUUACGACAAAGUCAGGCAAAAAGUGCAGCAAAGCUCCCAAGAUACAGAGGCUUGUGACCCCACUGACUCUCCAGAGGAAGCGAGCCAGAAUUGCCGAGAAGAAGAGGAGAAUUGUUAAGGCUAAAGCCGAGGCGGCAGAGUAUCAAAAGCUGCUGGCUUCAAGGUUGAAGGAGCAGCGCGACCGCCGAAGCGAGAGCUUGGCAAAGAAAAGGUCCAAGCUUUCUGUAGCUUCAAAACCAUCUGUUUCAGCUUAGGCAACGAUGCCGCAUCUCACCUUGACAAUUUUGGUUUCGAGUCAGUUUUUGCUGCUUUCAAGUUUUAAACAGUGUUGUUUCAACUAUGGCUUGAUUUUUUUUCCCGGUUUAUUAUUUUAAUUUUGUAUCUGAAAAUUUGGGAGUCAUAGCAGUAUCUCUCGAUUCCUGGUUCAUAAGGAACGGUCUUUCAAUUUUAUAUGAAUCAUAGGUUGUGCCUUCACAAAUUAUCAGUUUAUCCAACAAACGCUUCUUCUGUCUUC